Molecule: messenger RNA, 2073 nt
Organism: Durusdinium trenchii
Lineage: Eukaryota; Dinophyceae; Suessiales; Symbiodiniaceae
Source: the annotation of a GenBank genome assembly
AUGCCUUCGCCGCAGGUUUUUAACCAACAGGCGCCCAUACGAGGACCACUUCCGAAAGCAGCUCGAUGGUCUGUUGGCCCAACGGCUGCGCCCACGGUGCAAGCUGCCUACAAAACUGUUGGAUAUGCACCGCCUUCCGCCCAAAUCAGAAAUCUUCCUGGUGUGCAAUGGAGCAUCCCAGCUUCACAGCCCAACUUGCCAAGCAUGUGUGCCACCCAAAGCAUGGUGGUGCCAAGCCAGGCUGCUGGCCCCAUGGUGCUCACAGCAAAUAGAAGCAUAUUGCGUGGAGUGCCAGCGUGUCCGACAUCAAUCGUUGCCAAGGGUCAAAGGACAGUGACGCGGAUGAGUCCAAGUCCUCUCAGCAAUUCCAACAUCGCCCCACCUCAGAUUGCCCAAAGCCUGCCAGUGGCAGCAAGCAUGACAGCUCCAUCGCAAGUUCCAGCUGCUGCAAAGUUUGCCACAAGUGCAGUUGCCCUUACCAGCCCCAGCCCCCUGCCACAACCAACAUCUGCCUCACUCCGCUUGCCAGUUGGCACCGCUCCACUUGUUGCCACUCCAGUUGUCACUGCACCUGGCGCUGCCCCAGCGCCAACCCCAAGUCCAACCACGAGUCCACCCAAUUUGCCCAUUGGACCUGGGCUGAAUGGAACGAAACCCUUCGGGGUGCCCGCAGUUUCAAGCCUACCCAACAUGUCUGACGCCAGCACGUCCGAGAAGGAACUGGGCAACGAGUCACCACCCAAAGCACCGAAAGGAGAUCAACCCAUCGUCUCAUCCAGCCCCCUAUCUCACACUUCUCGAGCGAACAACAACUCCAUCGGGUUGUCCUCAGGUGGUUUGAGCCCCUCAGCCUCAAGGCAUGGCACUGGCACAACACCACAGGCCUCCCAGCAUUCACACUCAAGGACUCCAAGCCGCCAGGGGCAUGCUCGACAGCCCUCUGCGAUCGCUUGGCAUCCUUUUGAGAGAAUGCUUUUUGAGACGACCGAUGGGGUCUACAACCCAACUGAGAUGGCACAAAAGAGGCGGGUGCCCAUGAACUUCUCUAUAGGCACAGGGACAACUGCUGUCAUGUGCGAAAUCCCAGGCCGAGUGUCGAUUGUUGCACCCUCCAUGGCCUCGCGGCAGCACUACCACGAAAAUCUGUACCGCUGCUUUGAAGCCCAAGACUACCUUGACAAGGAGCUGAUCGUGGUUGAAACCUAUGAGGAUAAGCCAUCCAGCUACUUACAGAAAGUGGCCAAGGAUGAUGAGCGAGUGGUGCAUGUGGCCAUCAAAGUUAGUCCCGGCAAAGAUUUCACUGUUGGCUUGAAGCGUAAUAUGACUUUGCAUUUGGCCUCCGGCGAGUACAUUGUAAACUUUGAUGAUGAUGACCUCUACGCACCUGGCUAUGUGCCAAGGGUGGUACAGUUGAUGAGAGGUCGAAACCUGGUGGGUUUGACCCUAUCAGCAUGGUACAACUACUACAUAGGCAAAGGUGUGUGCACCUUUUCCGAUCCUGAGAGCUGGGAAGAAUGGGCGGACGAUCAGCAGGAGCUGGAUGAGAUCUUGUACGGCUAUGGUUUCAGCUACUCUCACAGGAGAACUCUGUCCCUACUUUUUUGCUAUCCCAAUGUGGGCUUUGCUGAAGAUGCUCCCUUCUUUCUCAAGCUGCGAGAUAUGUUCGGCAAGGACAAGGUCCAACUCUACAAGGAUGAAGAGGGCCUGUGCAUGCAUGUGAUGCACCGUGCAAACACCGCCCAAGUGUUGGGAAGCCGCACCGUGUCAGCACAGGAGAUCGCAAAGCUGAAGGUGACGGCACUGAACCCCUUCCGGGAGAUGAUCGACAAUGAUUUCUUUCGCUUCUCCCCAUGGCGGCCUCCGGUGCCCCAGCCCACGGCUUUCUCUGCAGAGAUUGAGAAUGACGACGAGAGCGAGGUCCCCACAACGAUUGUGGGAGAUGAUGUCAUCCCCCGGUUGAGAGCAUCUACAUUGGAAGGGCCAGGAGGCUUCGAUGCAGGAACCAAUCCACCAACAAGACCACGGGCGAACACCUUCAGAAACUCUGAGGACAUUUCCUGCAUUGAGCUAUGA